AUGGACUCGCCACGAGAGACUGACGUCGUUUACGACGAGAAGACUCAUGAUAUACCAGCCACUACCAAGACGUCAGAGUCCAAUGAUCCUAAAGAUGCCCAGAACGACAAGUUUGGCAAGGAGCCUUACGAAACCGAGGUUCCUUCUCAAUCUGAUGAAGAAGGGCGUGGGGGCGACAUUAAUGCUCUUGAGACUGCGGAAGAUUUUGUUACCGCAAUCAUUCAUGUCGAAGAUGAUCCAACCAUGAACCCUUGGACUUUUCGCAUGUUUUUCAUUGGUUUGGGGCUAUCUGCUUUCGGAGCUGUCCUCCAAGAAAUCUUCUACUUUAAGCCUCAGAUUAUUUAUGUAUCAGUCAUGUUCUUGACUGUGAUUGCGUAUGCCAUUGGAGAAUUCAUGGCUAUUAUUAUUCCAAGAUGGGGCAAAGUCGGUCGAUUUCUCAACCCUGGUCCAUUCAAUCAAAAGGAACACGCUGCAGCGGUUAUCAUGGCAUCCGCUGCUGCAGUUUCCGCUUUGUCGACAGAAGCAUUGGCAGCUCAAAAGCUUUGGUACGGAGGAUACCCUAGUCAAGCUGCUGGGGUGUUCUUGACUUUAUCUUCACAGUUGAUCGGAUAUGGUGUUGCAGGUAUGAUGAGGAGUAGUCUUCUGUGGCCAACAAAAAUGCUUUACCCGGCAAAUCUCCCUGUCACUACCGUUUUGGAAACUUUGCACAAGGACAAAGCAACGAAUAAGAAGAGAAUGAAGGUUUUCUGGAUUAUUUUCUUUGCUCUUUUGGCUUGGGAAUUGCUUCCUGAGUACAUAUUUCCCCUCCUUAUCGGUGUCUCAAUAUUCUGUCUCGCAGACCAACACAGCCUCGUCUUCGCCAAUCUCUUCGGAGGUGCCAAUGGAAACGAGGGUUUAGGAUUAUUGUCUUUCUCUUUCGACUGGAAUUAUGUCGCUGGUUUCGGGUCUCCCUUGUGGAUGCCACUUCAAACCUUGGUCAACAGCUUCAUCGGUACUCUCGGUUGCAUCGUUCUUUUCAUGGCCGUAUACUAUGGCAACAUUUGGAGAGCACAAGAUUUCCCAUUCUUGUCUCAACUAUUGUUCACUACCGAUUCGAACUUCACGUCAUAUCAAACCUUCAAUGAAACAACUAUUCUAAAUGACGAUUUCACCGUCAAUCAGGAGGCACUUGAAGCUGCAGGUAUUCCUUACAUGGCUUCCACCUAUAUCGUAUAUCUCAUCACAUCCAACAUGGGAUUUACCGCUAAUUUCGUCCACAUGUUCCUCUGGAAUUAUGAAGACAUUAAGACGGGAUGGGCUUGGGUCAACAAAGCUACGUUAAAGAAGAUACUAACUCCGUCUCAUUAUAUGUUCUGGAAGGGUAAGAGUGGCCAGCGUACCGAGGAAGAAAAGCAAGCUUUGAGAGAUGAUCCCAACAUUGAUCCUCAUUACAAGAUUAUGUUGGAUUAUGAUGAAGUUCCUGACCUGUGGUACUUUCUCGCAUUCUUAGCGAGUUUCAUCACAUCAAUGGCUUGCCUUUAUGCUAUGAAAUCAACUCUUCCCUGGUGGGGCUUGAUUUUGGCCAUGCUGUUCUUGACGGUUUUCAUGUUGUUCUUUGGUGCUCAGUAUGCUAUUACUGGUUUCCAAUUUAAUGUUGAACCUAUUGCUCAAACUCUGGCCGGAUAUUUAUUCCCUGGAGCUCCUCUUGCCAAUAUGUAUUUCACAACCUUUACCUUUAAUGCACUUCAACAAGGACAAUAUCUUCUUCGAGAUUUGAAACUUGCCCAACAAAACAAACUCUCUCCAAAAGUUACAUAUACAACCCAAAUCAUCGGGUGUAUCUUUGGUGCUUGUCUCAACUAUGUGAUGAUGAUUACCAUUGUUGAGAACCAAACCCCACACCUCCUCACGAUUCAAGGCACACCGAUUUGGUCCGGCGCCAACGUCCAAUCUUUUAACACCCUCGCAAUCGCUUGGUCCAUUGCCCCAAAGAUGUUCUCCAUCGGUGCCCGUUACCAAUGGGUAACUAUUGCUUAUCUACUUGGAUUCCUCGUCCCUGUUCCUUUCUGGGUUAUGGCCCGAUAUUUCCCCCAUCAACGUGUUUGGUCUUACCUCAACCUCUCAAUCAUCCUUUGGUAUUUCGGAUAUCUUGUCGUUGGUAUCAACUCUAGUGUCUUCAUGUACUACUACAUCGGUGCCUUCGGUCAAUUCUACCUAAGAAAAUGGAGACCAAAAUAUUUCGUCAAGUGGAACUACUUGGUCUCCGCCGGUCUCGAUGGGGGAACACAAGUAAUGGUGUUUUUGCUCACUUUCGCUGUUGCGGGAGGAAGUGGAAUUAGUAGACCGUUCCCGGCUUGGGCUGGAAAUCCCGCAACUGGAAAUGUGGACAAGUGUAUGUACAAUACUGCCAAUGGAUAA
Molecule: messenger RNA, 2397 nt
Organism: Sclerotinia borealis F-4128
Lineage: Eukaryota; Fungi; Ascomycota; Leotiomycetes; Helotiales; Sclerotiniaceae
Source: the annotation of a GenBank genome assembly